Molecule: messenger RNA, 1164 nt
Organism: Zygotorulaspora mrakii
Lineage: Eukaryota; Fungi; Ascomycota; Saccharomycetes; Saccharomycetales; Saccharomycetaceae
Gene: CNS1
Product: HSP70/90 family co-chaperone CNS1
Exons: 1
Coding region: 1-1164 (387 amino acids)
Biological process (GO): protein folding
Molecular function (GO): Hsp90 protein binding
Source: RefSeq, a predicted model, not a curated record
AUGACUGAGAACUAUGAGAGACCUAAAAAAUAUGUAGCUGGUCCUAAUGAUCCGGCAUUGCCACCUCAACUCUCAGAUUUUCAAGGCAAAACAACUGAUGAGGUGUUGGAAGAACUGAAUAGAAUGCCAUUUUUCAUGACCAAGCUAGAUGAUUCUGAUGGUGCAGGUGGUGAAAAUAUUGAGCUGGAAGCAUUAAAAGCAUUGGCAUAUGAGGGCGAACCUCAUGAAAUAGCAGAAAACUUUAAAAAGCAAGGCAAUGCAUUAUAUAAGCACAAAAAAUACAAAGAUGCCCGUGGGCUCUAUACAAAGGGUAUUGAGAUUGAAUGCGGUAACAGUAACAUCAACGAGUCUCUAUUUGCUAAUCGUGCUGCAUGCGAGCUGGAAAUCAGAAACUACGGACGCUGUUUGACUGAUUGCAAAGCAGCUUUACAAUUUAAUCCAAAGAACUUGAAGUGUUAUUAUCGAAUGGGGAGAGCUUUCAUUGCAUUGAAGAAAUUAAGGGAGGCUGAAGGUGUCGUUGGGUUUGGUUUGACCUUUGAUCCCGAGAACAAAUCUCUGCUGUCAUUGCAGGAAGUCAUAAGUAAGAAAGAGCAUGAGAUAAAGGAAGCAGAGGAGAAAAAACAAGAAGAAAUCAAGAGAGGGGAGAAUUUAAAAAUAAUCCUUGAUAAUGCAGUUAAAUUAAGAAAUAUUGAAAUAGUAAAUACGAAGGAACCAGCUGAAUUGGUGCGAGAGACUAAGUUUAGAUUGGAAGAUCCAAUGGAUUUCGAAUCUCAAUUGAUAUUUCCGGCAUUGGUAUUAUAUCCUACUACAGACGAAUUUGACUUUGUUGGUGAAGUUAGUGAAUUGACGUCCAUAUCUGAGCUUCUUCAGUUGGUCAUGGAGAGACCUGCCAACUGGUUUGAGUUACAAGGGCAUGAGGAUUUUUCUGUAAAGAAGCUAGUUGCAUACAUGGAGGUAAAAGAUGGCGGUCUUGUGAAAAUCGGUAAAAAGGUCAUCAUUCAUGAUUUGCUUAAAAUGGAAAAACCUAAUGUGCCGCUAUUUGAUAAUGCUUUAAAAAUUUACUUCGUUCCUAAAAGCGAAAGUGAGAAGUGGUUGAGCAAUUGGAGCAAGCAAAAGGCACUGGAUAGAAGGAUCUCAAAUAUUUCAGGUAGUUCUAGCCUAUAA